This is a messenger RNA of Cloeon dipterum, 684 nucleotides long. RefSeq lists its product as uncharacterized. The coding region runs from base 172 to 582 and encodes 136 amino acids. The transcript has 3 exons. The record is from RefSeq and is a predicted model, not a curated record. Lineage: Eukaryota; Metazoa; Arthropoda; Insecta; Ephemeroptera; Baetidae. Gene Ontology annotation, biological process: positive regulation of voltage-gated potassium channel activity; regulation of synaptic transmission, cholinergic; sleep.
CAGUGUUAGGUGUGUCGUGGUGCACCUUGCGCAUAUUCCCCAUUUGGCUUCCUCGGACGUCGCCUUUUUAUCACGAUGCGUCAGAUUUUUCCUCCUCAAAUCAAAUAUAUAACUCUAAUCAGUCCACGUUUAACGAUAUAGUCGAUAGGUCGCACUUCUCCAGUCCGCAACAUGCGUGCUUUCAUCCUUUUGUGCUUUCUCGCCCUGGCUGUCCAGCAAGGUCGGGCUUUGCAGUGCUAUUCCUGCGCCUCGGCAAACGACGCCCAGAACUGCGCAGAUCCAUUCAACGCAACCAAUGUUCCAUUUUGCGCCUUAGAAAGCGGCGUCACAUGCAUGAAGACAAUUAUUACCAUUGAUGACGGAGAGGGCAACAUGAAAAAAGUAGUUGCCAGAUCGUGCGCCCCUAUGUUGGUAGACGAUCCUUGCAGCCUUUUCGCAGGAGAACAGGCCAAUUUUGCGAAGCUUGAGCACUGCUCCACUUGCAACAGCACAGAUUUCUGCAACAGCGGUCCAAAGUCGGCGGCCGUUUCCGCUGUCGGUCUGGCCAGCGUUGUCAUGCUUGCUUUGAAAAAUUCACUUUAAAUUAAGCACAAGGUCAAAUUCAAGAAAUCUCAAAUACUUCAAAUUCCGGAAGCUUAAGUCAUUUCAUUGUUUCAUGUGAAAUAAUAAAAAGUAUUUUUAAAA